CUAACGCUAGGAACAGGAACCAAUGUGUUCGAACAUGAGAGCGGGGGGGACGUUAAUGAGUGACGGUUCAUCCAAGCGGAAGUUUUAUACAUGUCAAUGUUUUUUUGCCAGAAGGUGGAUGUUACUUUUCCAAACUAUCUUAAUUCCUCAAAAAUAGAAGGUAUAUUGUGAACACAGCGAGCUAAAUGAAGAGCGUAUCUGUCAGUGUACAGUAAGUUAAAGAUAAAAUGGCAAACAUUAAAGAGUACGUCGAUAAACUGACUCGUGUUUAUGAGCGAUACACGGAGUAUGUGAGGAGAAACCCAGCCGCUACAGCGCAGCUGGAGAGCACGGUGCGGACCCUCUCCUACCUGAUAGCAGGGCGAUUUGCAGAUUCCCAUGAAAUAUCUGAACUAAUGUACUCUGCCUCCAAUCUCUUGGUGCUCUUCAACGACAGUAUUCUGCGCAAAGGGCGGAGAUGUGCCUUCCCUGUGUCUCUCUCCCAGCAGAGACUCCUCAACUGGCUGUCUGUGUUGGAGCAUGUGGAGGUUUUCCUGGAGAUGGGGGCCUGCAAGCUGUGGGGGGACGUCGGCCGCUGGCUGGUGAUUGGACUCAUUCAGAUUUUUAAGUAUGCUUUUUGGCAAUUUUUUCGCCUCAUCCUUCUUCUGUGGUACAAAUCCGGCAUCCAGACUUCACCUCCCAUAAUCCCCCUCGACAGAAGUGCAGAAUUUGUCGGUGAAGACGUUAACAGGGAGCAGCAAGAUGACGCCUGCUUUGUGGGUCAGAGGUCAGGACGAGUUAUUAGGCCACUGGGCAGCGCGCCCGGCCUGCAGGCCCGGCUGUGGGGAGCGCCGAGCCAGAAGAAGAGGAGCAGCUCAAGUGAGGAGAAGCUCCACAGCACGCCAACGCCGCUGGGGCUCCAGGAGACCCUGGCUGAGUCCGUGUACAUCGGACGGCCACUCGUACACCUACUCUGUCUCGGACUCUGUGGAAAACACUCGUGGAAGCCGUGGCUCAUCUCUGGAGUCCUCGAACUCUCCAGUUUCGCGGUGCUCAGUGACCGGAAAUUCCAAAAUCGAUGGGAGAAGGCCGAGAUGAGGAGGAGAACCUUUCUUUUGCUGUACUACUUUCUGCGGUCCCCCUUCUACGACAAAUACUCAGAGGAGAAGAUUCUCUUCCUGCUCCGACUGCUGGCCGAUCACGUCCCAGGAAUAGGCCUCGUCGCACGCCCUCUGAUGGAUUACCUCCCCACCUGGCAGAAGAUCUACUUCUACAACUGGGGAUAAAGCCUGCUGGACGUGCUCGCACCUUUGACGUCUGCAAGUCAAAAAAAAAAGGGCAACGUCGAGAAAGGGACGCUCUGACCCGGGGACAGAGACGCUUGCUAUAAUUCCCCACGAAUCAGAUAAAAUCAUGUGGAAACGAUGACCACUUGGGACAGCGAGGACCUUCUUUGUGACAAAACGUCUUGAUUUAGAAGGCUACUCCAGAAAUAAAGCAAACUGUUUUUGUCUUUUCCCCCCUACAGGUUUAAUUACCUUGUUUUUCACUCUACAACACACGGGUGUGACUGAUGCUAAGUGUUUGCCUCACGGGUCAGAGAUCUUCAUUCUUUGAGUUGUUGACGAUUCACGCCAUUGUCCGUACUGUGAAGCGUUUGGUAUUCGCAUUGACAGCUUGUAUUAUACAAGGCCAAAUAUUUUUGAGCAAUUCAAGUCUCAAAGCAGUUUGUCGACAACUGGUGCCGCAGGGCAGGAAUCUGUACGACAACGUCUCAAGCACACAACUAGAGUGACGACAAUCUCAACACCUCGUUUACCCGAGUAGGCUUUCAACGUCCCCGUUCUUGUUGGAGUUUUCAUGCAGAAAUGAGCUGUACAAUGCCAGUGGAAAACAGAUUAAUGGCCGCGUGUGUGUGUGUGUGUGAAAGCUGGAGUCAAUGACAAGAACAAGCCAGAGGUUUUGAAUCUUUAUUAAUUUACUGAAUAGGUUUCUUUUUUUUUGUAGCCUACAAAUAAAUAGUCAAAUGUUUCAUCCUGUCA
This is a messenger RNA of Perca flavescens (yellow perch), 2021 nucleotides long. RefSeq names its product peroxisomal biogenesis factor 16 (gene pex16). Bases 228 to 1265 code for a protein of 345 amino acids. Gene Ontology annotation, biological process: peroxisome organization. Gene Ontology annotation, cellular component: peroxisomal membrane. The record is from RefSeq and is a predicted model, not a curated record. The transcript has 11 exons. NCBI's taxonomy places the organism in Eukaryota, Metazoa, Chordata, Actinopteri, Perciformes, Percidae.